AUGGUCAGCCGAGCCACAUACAGUGGUAUUCCGGUCUAUGAAAUGAUGUGCAAAGGAGUUGCGGUCAUGAGGCGCCGCUCAGACUCAUGGCUCAAUGCGACCCAAAUUCUCAAGGUCGCCGGCUUUGAUAAACCCCAGCGGACUCGUAUUCUAGAGAGAGAAGUGCAGAAAGGCGAACACGAGAAAGUACAAGGUGGCUAUGGAAAAUACCAAGGUACAUGGAUACCCCUAGAGCGCGGUAUUGAACUCUGUCAACAAUAUAACAGCGAGCAGCUUCUACGGCCCAUCCUUGAAUUUCAUCCCGAAGCCAGCGACAAAAGUCCGCCACUGGCCCCAAAGCACCUUGUCGCUGCUCCGUCGAAUCCGAAGCUCCCUGCCCGCCGCGCGGAGCCACAUGCGUCAACCCCAACUGUUAGCACUCGCUCAUCGCGAAAAGCUCCCGUUGACGUGGGUGACGAUUCCGACCGAGAAACAUAUUCUGCUAAGGUUUCGGACGACGGUUCCAUGACACCCUCGCCCUCGGAAGCGUCGUCCAGCUCACGCACACCCUCACCUAUCCGGAGCAGCCCCGCGGCUUCGCUCUCCAUACUUGCUGAAGAGUUCAGAUCGCCGUCCCCGCCGAAUCCUCGCAAGCGCAAGGCUCGGCACGACGACGGUGACACAGAUAUCGUCUCCGAAGUAAACGGCAAGCAUGAAGAACCCGCGUCCUACGGCGAUCAGAUCCUUGAGUACUUCAUCUCGGACACGAAUCAAAUCCCCCAAGUUCUCAUUAGUCCGCCACCUGAUUUCGACCCCAAUAUGGCCAUCGACGAUGAUGGCCACACCGCGCUUCACUGGGCGAGCGCGAUGGGACGCAUACGCGUAGUCAAGUUGCUGCUCACUGCAGGCGCGGACAUCUUCAAGGUCAACAGAGCUGGGCAGACUGCGCUCAUGCGCUCUGUCAUGUUUGCCAACAACUACGACGUGCGCAAGUUCCCCGACUUAUACGAGCUCCUACAUCGGUCGACUCUGAAUAUCGACAACAAUAACCGGACAGUUUUCCACCACAUCGUGGACGUGGCGAUGUCCAAAGGCAAGACGCACGCGGCACGCUAUUACAUGGAGACUGUUCUCAGUCGGCUUGCAGACUACCCACGGGAGCUCGCUGACAUAAUCAAUUUUCAGGACGAAGAUGGGGAAACGGCACUGACGCUUGCUGCACGGUGUAGGUCUAAACGCCUUGUCAAAAUCCUCAUCGACCAUGGCGCAGACCCAAAGAUUAGGAACAAAGACGGCAAAAGCACCGAGGACUAUAUUCUCGAGGACGAGCGGUUCCGCUCUUCGCCCAUUAUUCCCUCGCGCACGAUGUCCAUGUCAUUCCGGAACGCACAAGCCGCCAAUCCGCCGCCUCCAGUGCCACCUGCACAUACUCAGCCGCUGGCCCCUACGUUCAGCAUGGACAAGCCCACGUUGCACUACUCCAUGACCGGCCAAAAGGCGGCGACGCGUUGCGUCAACGACGUCGCGGCACUGUUAGGCAGCCUUGCCGGCGCGUACGACCAAGAACUGCGUGACAAGGAACGCGACAUGAACCAGGCGAGCGCGCUGUUGGCGAACAUCCAGGGCGAGAUUCUUGACAGCCAGCGCACCGUUACUUCGCUCCGCACUCAGGCGCAGGGCCUCCCGCAGGCCAAGGCUCGUCUCGUAGAGCUCGAGGGCCAGCUCCGCGCCAGGAUGGGGCAGCGGUACCGCCUCGGGUGGGAAAAGUGGGUCAAGGACGAGGAGGAGCGCGAGAAGGCGAUACGCGAUAUGUCGGGCGGCAGUCUCAGGCCUAUGAACAUGGAGAACGGAGUUUACCAGGCUCCGAACGGCGACGACAUCACGGACCUGCUGGCCCUUCAUGCGGAUGUCCCGAGGGAUCCGGAGGCGAUCAAAGCACAGUGCGAGCAUCUCAGGAAUGAGGUGCACGUUCACAAAAAGCGAAGGGUGGAGACGUUCGACGCGCUCGUCAAGGCGCAGGCUGAGGCGGGCACAGGCGGACGGAUGGCCCAGUAUCGCAAACUCAUCAGUGCUGGAUGCGGAGGUGUUCCCCCUAGCGAAGUGGACAACGUUGUCAAGAUGCUGGCCGAGGUGGACGCUGGAGUCGGAGGAAUCGAGCUCCUCAACACCUUGGGCUGGUGCAGGGUUGGUUCAGAAUACAUGAUGACCUAUCUACUAGAUUCACUUUCCUUGGGACAUCUGACGAUACCACAUGUGUACUUUUACCAUAUUCUACCCUCUGUGCUAGUAGUGCCCCUAGUUGUAUCCAUGGAUCGACAUAUACUGACGAUUUCAUCCUCGCACUCACACGGCCCGGCAUGAACCCGACGAAGGUUUCAUCUGCACGCUGGGCAUUACAGCACAUGCAAUAGUAUCACGUUCCCAUCGGGCGGCGAGCAACGGUAGGAGUGAGCGUGUAGCAACAUAUUCGACGGGCAGAACAGUGUAUGUAAAGACUAUUUUACUCCGCGCGCGGCCGACCAGGGACAACCUGGUUGGGCGCAUCCAGGAGCACAAGGUUCCGCAUCUUGUUCCGCAGGCGCUCUGUCUUCUUCACCUUGCGGGCGCGGCGCUGCUGGAGACGCGUCUCUGCGCCACGGUUGACCCAGCGGCGCUUCAUCUCUGCCUUGCGCUCCUCGACGAGCUUCUCGCGCCACUUCCAGGUCGCCUCGGCGCGGGCCGCGCGUCUCGUACGGCCCAUGAGGUUCUUGUACUCCUCCUGGAUCAUCUGCUGCAGCAACGACCGCCUGUAGAGCUGGUACGCCUGCCAGCGCUGCUGCUUCUUCGCGCGCGAGUGCGGGUUCGUCAGCUCGCGGUGCACGUAGAUCUCGACGGGCGCCGCCGGGUCGAACGCGCUACGCUUUGCAAGGCUCUUGAUGUAUUCUUGCUCUGAAGGGACCUGAGCGGCCACAUCCGAGAGCUCGUCAAGACUAUCAGGCAGCGUCGGGGGUCUGUACGUGAUCUCUUCGACGGCCUUGGCAGUAGUGUCAUAGGGUGUUGCUGUCAGACACAUCCCAGG
Molecule: messenger RNA, 3037 nt
Organism: Phanerochaete carnosa HHB-10118-sp
Lineage: Eukaryota; Fungi; Basidiomycota; Agaricomycetes; Polyporales; Phanerochaetaceae
Exons: 5
Coding region: 1-2340 (779 amino acids)
Cellular component (GO): MBF transcription complex; SBF transcription complex
Molecular function (GO): DNA binding; transcription regulator activity; protein binding
Source: RefSeq, a predicted model, not a curated record